CCUCCCGCGGCCCGCGGCGCUCAGAGGGAUCCCCGAGGCUCCGCGAAGCACCGGCCGGCCGUCGCGGCAGCUUCUUCGUCCUUCAUCCCGCAGCCAUGGGGCUCCCGAAGGGGCUCCUCGCGUCCCUGCUGCGCCUCGCCCUGCUGCUCCAGGCGCAGGUUUGCUGGCUGCCCUGCGUGGCCUCCGGGCCGGGCGGCGCGGGCGGCGGGAAGGCUGACGUGACGCUGGAGGCGCGAGGCGCGGAGCUGGGGCCCGGCCAGGCUCGGAGGACAGUGAUUUGCAUGGACUGCCCUGGGCAAGAGUCAGCCCUGCUUAGCACUGAUAGUGAUUUCGCUGUGCUGAAUGAUAGAACAGUCCAGGAAAGGAAAGCACUGAAGAUCUUCCCAUUCGACCGUGUCUUGCGAAGACAAAAGAGAGAAUGGGUGGUUCCACCGAUCUCUGUCUCUGAGAAUGGCAAGGGCCCCUUCCCCCAGAGGCUGAAUCAGCUCAAAUCUAAUAAGGACAGAGGCACCAAGAUUUUCUACAGCAUCACAGGGCCCGGUGCAGACAGCCCCCCCGAGGGUAUCUUCACCAUAGAGAAGGAAACAGGCUGGUUGCUGUUGAAUAAGCCACUGGACCGAGAGAAGAUUGCAAAGUAUGAGCUCUAUGGCCACGCCGUAUCAGAGAACGGUGCCUCAGUGGAAGACCCCAUGAACAUCUCCAUCAUUGUCACAGACCAGAACGAUCACAAGCCCAAGUUCACCCAGGAUGUUUUCAGAGGGAGCGUCUUGGAAGGGGUACUGCCUGGCACUUCUGUGAUGCAGGUGACAGCCACAGAUGAGGACGAUGCCAUCAACACCUAUAAUGGGGUGGUUGCUUACUCUAUCCAUAGCCAGGAGCCAAAGGACCCACAUGACCUCAUGUUCACUGUCCAUCGGAGCACGGGCACCAUCAGUGUCAUCUCCAGUGGCCUGGACCGGGAGAGAGUCCCUGAGUACACGCUGACCAUCCAGGCGACAGACAUGGAUGGGGAUGGUUCUACCACCACUGCAGUGGCCAUAGUGGAAAUUCUCGAUGCUAAUGACAAUGCUCCCAUGUUUGAUCCUCAGAAGUACGAGGCCCGUGUACCCGAGAACAUGGUGGGCCAUGAGGUGCAGAGGCUGACAGUGAGUGACCUGGAUGCCCCCAACUCACCGGCCUGGCACGCCACCUACCGCAUCUUGGAAGGUGAUGACGGGAACCAUUUUAGCAUCACCACCCACCCAGAGAGCAACCAGGGCAUCCUGACGACCAGAACGGGCUUGGACUUCGAGGCCAAAAACCAGCACAUUCUGUACAUCGAAGUGACCAAUGAGGCUCCUUUUGUGGUGAAACUCCCGACCUCCACGGCCACCGUGGUAGUCCAUGUGGAGGAUGUGAAUGAGGCACCUGUGUUUGUCCCACCCUCCAGAGUCGUCGAGGUCCAGGAGGGCAUCGCUAUCGGGGAGACUGUCUGCACCUACAUUGCACAGGAUCCCGACAAGGGGGGUCAGAAGAUCAGCUACCACAUCCUGAGAGACCCAGCUGGGUGGCUAGCAAUGGACCCAGACAGUGGGCGGGUCACAGCCACAGGGGUCUUAGACCGUGAGGAUGAACAGUUCGUGAAGAACAAUGUCUACGAAGUCAUGGUCUUGGCCACAGAUGAUGGGAGCCCUCCCACCACUGGCACUGGGACCCUCCUGCUAACACUUAUGGAUGUCAAUGACCAUGGCCCAGUCCCUGAGCCCCGUUGGAUCACCAUCUGCAACCAAAGUCCUGUGCCCCAAAUGCUGAACAUCACGGACAAGGACCUGUCCCCCCACACCUCCCCUUUCCAGGCCCAGCUCACACAUGACUCGGACAUCUACUGGACUGCAGAGGUCAAUGAGAAAGGAAACACAGUUGCCUUGUCCCUGAAGAAGUUCCUGAAGCAAGACACAUAUGAUGUGCACCUUUCCCUGGCUGACCAUGGCAACAAGGAACAGCUGACAGUAAUCAAAGCCACCGUGUGUGACUGCCACGGCCACGUGGAGACCUGCCCCCACCGCUGGAAGUGGGGCUUCCUCCUCCCGCUUCUGGGGGCUGUCCUGGCUCUGCUGCUCCUCCUGCUGGUGCUCCUCUUGUUGGUGAGGAGGAAGAGGAAGGUGAAGGAGCCCCUUCUGCUCCCGGAAGACGAUACCCGUGACAAUGUUUUCUACUACGGCGAAGAGGGAGGUGGUGAGGAGGACCAGGACUAUGACAUCACCCAACUCCACCGGGGUCUGGAGGCCCGGCCUGAGGUGGUUCUCCGCAACGAUGUGGCACCAACCUUCAUCCCCACACCCAUGUACCGUCCACGUCCAGCCAACCCAGAUGAGAUUGGGAACUUCAUCAUCGAGAACCUGAAGGCGGCCAACACGGACCCCACGGCCCCGCCCUAUGACUCCCUAUUGGUGUUUGAUUACGAGGGGAGCGGCUCCGACGCUGCCUCCCUGAGCUCCCUCACCUCCUCGGCCUCUGACCAGGACCAAGACUAUGACUAUCUGAACGAGUGGGGCAGCCGCUUCAAGAAGCUGGCGGACAUGUACGGGGGUGGCCAGGAUGACUAGACAGGACCAGGGGCUAACAGUCAGCUGCGGUGGCAUCUCCAAGGAGCCUCAAUCCUCCCUCAGCAGGGGACUUGGGAGCUUGUCAAGAAGUGGCCUUAGCGACUUGGAGAGAGGCCCUCAAAUCUCACAUUAAGGGUUGGUUUCUAAGCCUUUCAGAAUGGAGGCACAUGGGCGCUUUGAUUUCACCUCUGGAAACCUCUCCGCCUGGGCCAGGCUUGCCUCCAAGGCCAAAUUUCUGGGAGCCUAUCACCUGCCAUAAAAUGCCCGGACCGACUCUGACCACCCCACGCCCCCCAGUGAUGAUGUUCUCUCUGGAAUGGACCCUUCUCCUUCUUCUUAGAAUGAGGCCUCUUAUUGCAACCUGGAUUUUUUUUUUUUUUUUUUUUUUUUUUUUUAAUGCUGUCUUCAAAACAUUAGAGGCGGGUCCUCAGCCGUCCCCUGGAUUGCUCAGAAACCCGGGCCUGAGCUGCUCGGCUCACAUGCCUUCAUGCAUUUCUCUCUCCUCUCCGGACAACAGGCCUCCUGUCAGAAUGAAUUCCUGCGUUUUUAUACUAAGCGCGACUAUGUUGUCCUUUAUUUUUUAUUUUCCCUGUUGAGUGCUGUAGAUAAAGAGUGAUGACAAUUGUGUAAAUGUACUACGACUUUUUUUAUUAAAGGAAUUUUUCCCAGA
Molecule: messenger RNA, 3255 nt
Organism: Canis lupus familiaris (dog)
Lineage: Eukaryota; Metazoa; Chordata; Mammalia; Carnivora; Canidae
Gene: CDH3
Product: cadherin 3
Exons: 16
Coding region: 96-2585 (829 amino acids)
Biological process (GO): adherens junction organization; cell-cell junction assembly; multicellular organism development
Cellular component (GO): adherens junction; catenin complex; cytoplasm
Molecular function (GO): cadherin binding; calcium ion binding
Source: RefSeq, a predicted model, not a curated record